AUGAUUUUUAUAUUAAAUUUACUAUCUACAUUAGCUUCAGCAUAACGUGUUGCUAUAGUUGGAUGUGGAAUUGGUGGAGCAACAUUGGCUCAAUUAAUACCAAGUGCUAUUGUAUAUGAAUCAUAUUAUCAAUGUGGAGGAAGAAUUAAUCAUGUUUUAAUACCUGGGUUGAAUGCUCUAGAAUUUGGGGCUACAUUUUUUAUUAAAGAAAAUGAAUAUGUUCAAAAAUAAAUUGAAUAAAGAAAUUUAGAAUAUUACAAAAGAGACUUAGGUAAAUUAGCUAUCUUAAAAAACAAAUAAUUAGUCUUGUAAAAGGCUGAUUCUGAUGUAAUUAAUAUUGUAAAAAUGGUUUAUAAUUAUGGGCUCUCCCCUAAAAAAAUGAAAGAUAUUACAGAUGAAGUCUUAAUAAAUUUUAAGUCAAUAUACUCGUUUUUAGAAAGUGGUAAAUAUUAUAAAAAUUUUGAUGAAUUUUUAUAAAUCAUUAAAUUGAAUGAUAUUAAAAUGAAUUUUACAGAAUAUUUAAAUGAUAAUGGAAUUGAUUAAAAAUUUUAAGAAGAAUUUGUAGAUGCAAUUUUAUUAGCAAUUUAUAACUAAAAAGGUGUCAAUACAAUUGCUGGAUUAAUCUCUAUGAUUGCUGCUUUUAAUGAUGCAUAUUCAAUAAAAGGAGGAAAUAGAUAAUUAAUAGAUGAAGAAAAAAUUAAUGUAAUACAUUCUAAAGUUGACAUAAUACAUCGUUUAUAGAAUGGAAAAUAUCAAAUUUUUAAUGAUGAGUAUGAUUAUGUAGUUAUGGCUUCUUUAGUUAAUUUAGACAUAUCUUUUGAUAACAUUAGAGAAAUGAAUAGUUUUUAAUAUGUAAAAUAUUAAAGCACAUAUGUAUAUGUAGUUGCAGGUAAGAUUUCUCAAAAAUAUCUUGGUGUUAAUCCUGAAGAUUUAAAUACAAUCAUUAUUCUUGAUGAUACUAAUGUAACUGAACUUAAAUAAGAAUGUGUAAAAUGUUUUUAAGGAUGGAAUGUUUAUAAAGUUCAAGGAAGAUCAGAAUUAUAGUUAGACUAAAUAUUUGAAACACAUUAAAUAGUUCAUAAAAAAGUAUGGGAUGCAGCAUAUCCAUAAUUAAAUUAAAAUUUAUUGAAUACAGAUUUUGAAUAUGAAAAGGUAUUUAUUGUUAUUUAAAAUAAGAAUUUCUUUUAUUUAAAUUCAAUAGAAAGUUUAGCUUCAUGUAUGGAACUUAUGAUGAUCUAAGCAAAAAAUAUAGCCAAUAUUAUAAAAGAGAGACACAGUCAAUUAAUUCAUGAAGAUUUGUGA
Molecule: messenger RNA, 1302 nt
Organism: Paramecium pentaurelia
Lineage: Eukaryota; Ciliophora; Oligohymenophorea; Peniculida; Parameciidae
Source: the annotation of a GenBank genome assembly